Messenger RNA from Oppiella nova, 528 nucleotides. The record is from the annotation of a GenBank genome assembly. Lineage: Eukaryota; Metazoa; Arthropoda; Arachnida; Sarcoptiformes; Oppiidae.
UACAUUUCGUGUCAUAUUUUCAAAGAGAUUUUAGAAUGCGUUCAAUAUUUACAUGAAUUGAAUCCUCCGGUCAUUCAUAGAGACCUUAAACCUGACAAUAUAUUAGUGGCGAAGGCUGUAAGGAACGGCAGGUUUUUCAAAAUCUGUGACUUUGGUUUGGCUACUGUUCACCAGCACUCGUCAGAUAAGGGAGACCUGAGAUAUCAGGCGCCAGAAGUUGGUCAGGGAGUGGUCUAUAACCAUAAGAUAGAUGUCUACAGUUUGGCCAUAAUUGCUGAAAAAGAUAUUUUUGGAAUUCAUUUGGAGGACAAACUGUAUUUACUAAAAAAUUCAGACAAUGAAGUUAUGAAUAAAUGUGUCAUUAAAUUAACACAAGUAUUGCAUUCAAUGUCAUACUAUAACUGGGAUUACCCGCACAUAUCCGGCCCUCACUGGACAGACAGACCCGAGUGUUCACAAGUAUUAUCAGAAUAUAACUUAUGGUCUAUUCAUGAGAAUUGUCUCAAAACUGAUCCCACAUUUGAAUUC